AACAUCGUAAACGAGGACCACCUGACGGAGGAAGACUGGACUCAAUGGAAGCAGCGCAGGAAACUCUCACUUACCCAGCUGACACCUUACUUCACAGGAAGCUGCUCCCGGAGAACACGCGUAAGGACAAGGCGCACAGUGAGGACCACGCCACCGAGACAACAAACGACGAAUCCAACUAUGUGGACCUGGACAUGAAACCCAACAACGGCGCAACAACGGUGAAAGUGACUUUCGCCGGCGAGGGGAACCAGCUGCCUGUUAUCAAAUGCAACACGUCCAAGCAGGGAGAGUGCGGCGAGGAGAGUGUAAUCUCUACAGGGGAUUGUCUCGAAGAGCAGCUAGAGGACACGCGGGGCACCUUCCCCGCGCCGGUUUUGGGAGAGCCGCCGUUGGAAACUCUGACCAAACUUCCCGGCUCCGAUCGUGACUCGGACAGCGAGGAGCGACGCCGGGCUGAGCUCGACUGCGGGGAACACGUGUGCAGUGAGAAUGACGAGCUCCAGUACACGGACAUGUAUCUGAACAGCAAGGCGGAAUCGGACGACGGCGCCAGUGCCGUGAUGUCCGACCACUGCGGCUCCGACACCGUUGAGGACGAAUCCCACUACAUCACGACGCACGAAAUCCAGCUGACCGAGCUCGACCACGACGUGGAUUACGACGUGGGGCGAGGCACCGGUUGGGAUUUUGAAGACGACAACCUGGUUUUUUCCUUUGUGGAUUACGCUUCUUUUGAGAGCAACGAGACGCAGGGGAGGACUUUGAUUCUGAGGGGCCGGGGCCAGGCGAAGGUGCAGGCGAAUCCGCGUGGAGAAGUCGUCACCACCGAGCUGGAGGAUAGUGAUCUUUGCGACUCGGACAAAUGCGCCAGCUCAGAUGAAAGCCUGUGCAAAAACCACCGAGGAGACACUAAUGCAGGGAAAAUUCACGUAUCAAUAAAGACAUCCUCCAGAGCGGUGAACAACACGAUCAGUACCUCCGACAACAGCGCAAAUGGGUACACAAAACACUUCGGAGACGGGAGCCAUUUCUCUUUUGUGAGCUCUGGCUCCAGAAUGGGGCCCCUCGGCGACAGAGCCCAAUAUUUCAUCCCCGCUCCGGGCCGUCAGCACCUUGCAUCCAAACUGAGACGGAAAGAUAUUAAUGAGUAUUCCAGCGGAGCGUCCAGCUCCAUCAGUGAGCUGGACGACGCUGACAAAGAGGUGCGUAAUUUGACCGCCAAGUCUUUCCGGAGCUUGGCAUGCCCAUACUUCGAUGCCAUUAAUCUCAGCACCUCUAGUGAGUCUUCUAUGUCGGAAUAUGGAAUGAAUAACUGGUCGGCCUAUGUGGACUUGAAAUAUGGGAACAUAUCUCAGGGAAGAGAGGGAAGUGUAAUAGAGACUUCAAGCUCAACACUGGAAAUGAAUCGGACUGUGGAUGGCAAGAGGAAUGGUAGGUCAAUUACCGGUAUGAACGUUCCGCAAACUAAAAUGUACGCAUUGAACAAGAGUACAACGUCUGAACAAUCAUCAUCAUCUACCAAAAAGAUACAACUUAACGAUCCCGAUCAGCCGAAGCAGCGGGGGGUCACCUUGAAUUUCCGGUGUAACGUUGAAGCGCCUGAAGGCGCCAGACUUCCGAAUUGCUCCAAGAAAGCCCGAUCCAAUGAGCUAACUGGGACUGUCUUGGCCAGGUCAGGGUGUGAGAUGCGAUAUAUUAACUCAGAUUGCACGGGGGGUACACACAAAAGAGCCGUUUUUGCAUCAAGUCUUUUAAAAAAUGUGAUUUCCAAAAAAAUGCAGUUUGAACAGGAGCGCAAAAUGGAGAGGGGUGAAAAGUGUGACGCCUACCCGGCAUUGUCCUCGAGUUUUCAAUGUAAAGAUCACGACGGGGUAAAAGACAGGGGGCAAGGAAUAGGCUUACAGAGGCAGACAUCAGAAUCAGGCUCAUGUUUUACUGUUAACUCUGCUGAUGAUCAAUAUCUGGAGGGCAGCAGAACCAGCUCCUGUGAGCCUGCAGAGGAGCAUCAAAUCUACAAAGCACCAGAUGAUCUAGGAAAGGGGAAGCACAAGCCUCCAAUGUCUUCCCUCGGCCACAGCCAAAAUAGUGCAUUUGAUUCACUGAAGGAAGAAGAGCCCAAAUCCACACCUUUAACCGGCACACAAACAAAACAAAAGGGAUUAGACACGAGCAGCAUGCUGACGAAACUGCUGUUUGUCCCAACCUGCCAGCUCCUUUCGAAAGAGAAGGACUGUCGAGAAGACGUGCCAAUCCAUGCACCAGCCACGGGGGCACCUGCCGGCACACAAAAGUGUGAAAAAGAGUUGAAAACAGGCAACAAUGGAAUCAUCGACAAAGAGGAAAAUGAGAAAGGGGGUAAACCCCCGGGGAUAAAAAUAUGCUUGAGGAGUGUGAAGGAAAAUAAAGGCUGUACACUGAAUAUUGCCAACCUGUUAACCCCUAAAAUAAGUUUAAACACCGGGAACACAUUCAAGGUAGCAGAUGAUGCCAGAUGCCACGCUGCAGAUAAAAUCCCAAACUUCACUGUUAGGGACAUAAGAGAUACCAAAUGCAAGUUUCAAACACCAAUAUAUCAAGUCAGAGAUGUCCGUAAACUGGUAAAGAGUUCAUACCGAUUUGUUUCCCUGGAUAACAGUGAGGGUAAAUGUUCCACAGCCGCUGAAAAGCUCGAGGUCACAAAGGCCCCGACGAAGCAUGUGCUUCCGUCUCCUAUUGUGAUUAAGUGUCACUCUGUAAAAACCAAUGUUAAGCAACAGGCCGCUGAGGCAGUCGCCUCAUCUGAAAGCGCUCAAAGUGAAAAUACCCCCCCGCACGGCGCGGCCAGCAGAGUGCCGCUCGUUGCAUCAAAGCAGCAGCACCCCGACCAGUCAGAUGUUCAGCCAAAUAUCGAAGCCAAAUUAACCAAACAGAGGCAGGAAAGGUUUGCAUGUGAGACUUCUGAGAGGAGAAAUGAGCCCAAAAUACCAAAACAGGCGGCUUUAGAGAAGCUUAAAGCUGCAGUCAAAACAAUGGAGCAGCUUUAUGUUUUCGAUCGAAACGAAUGGAAGCGUAAAAGCCAAGCUCCGCAACCCAUUACAGACAGCCACGUGUUAUCGCUUAUCGCCAGGGAGGAGCAGGGCGCCGAGGAGCUGGAGGCAACAAACACGGACAGGUUUCCUCAGCCACAAGAUGCUAAAGCUCUGAGUAUUAUACGCGUUCCGUACGACGAUGACACGUUUCAAACGCAAUCACAGCAAAGUAAAACGUUUAGUAACAAACGCGUGCUUCAUUUUGGCAACAGGGAAUGUGUCAGCAUGGGCUCCGUCAGCGAUCCUUUUGGCCAAAACCCCUCGCUGCAAACAUCGGCGACUAUGAAAAGCUUCAGAACACCCGCAGCUCCACUGUCGGUGAAAAUAGCGCCUCCGAACGAAGGCCAGGUGGAGCAGGGAAAGGUCAAAAUGAUUCCCGCUAAUCCCACUGUUGCACAGGCCUGCUCAGACUCGGGGAACUACUUAACCAUACCGGGGUACACGAAUGAAGUCAAACUGCUUCAUCAAGAUCUCGUUACCAGGGAGGUGAGUUCAAAUGUUAGCGAGAUCCAAACAGGCGUCAGGAGGACGCCUGAGCGGGAGACGUCUCCGUUAGUCCCGGAGUACCCGGCUUCAAGCAUCUACCAUCAGACACAGCAGCAGGUGGUGUGUUUCUCUCCAUCAGUCCCGAAUGUGUCACCUACACCUUCUGCACAAACACAGCGCAAGAUGCUUUUAGACCCCACCACGGGACAUUAUUACCUGGUGGACACUCCUAUCCAGCCAACCACAAAGAGACUAUUUGACCCAGAGACGGGCCACUAUGUGGAUGUACCUAUGUCCGGUUCUCCCGUGGCGCCCGUCACCCCCGUUCCUCUCUCGUUGUCCCCCCUGGCCCUGAGCCCAGCAGCGUAUGCCCCCGCUUACGUGAUCUACCCGGGCUUCAUCCCCUCGCCCACUCUGCCGGCCCAGGCGGUGUUGUGUCAUUCGCCGUGUCACUCCGAGGGUGCGGGUGCAGAAAAGGUAAAAAAGGCCAAAAGUCCCAAGCUGGACACCAGUGCAACAGGUGCAGAGAGCGCGUAUUACAGUGCGACAGGUGAGGCAACACAAGGGCCUCUGCAGCUUCCUGUCAGUUUGGGACAUGUGGCCGCCCGAGGGGGUGCAGCGAGCUCUGACAGGAAGCCGCUCAUCAGCAUCACAACGCAACAAGGGCCAAGAAUCAUCGCACCGCCUUCCUUCGACGGCACAACAAUGAGCUUUGUGGUGGAGCAUCGGUGACCAAGGAAACAUCUCGUCGUACAUACAUCUCCACCGGAGAACGUGCCUUCAUUCGCCCCUCUUGCAGUUUUCAACCCUCCCACCUGCCAUCUACUCCCCAGGACAAAGUUCCACCACCAACGAUUUUAUCCCCACUCUGUUGUGUUGUUUAUCUUUGCAGAAGACCUUACUGUUAUAUGUAUGUAUUGCAGCACUUUCUAGGGUAAACGCAUUGUGCCACACCCUCUGGCCAAUCCUUUGCCAUGUUGCUAUAUGAAUCUGCUUUGUAAUACUUUCCAUUCAGCUGCUGUCUAGAACUUUUGAAAUUUGGUUUUGGCCCUGCGACAUGUCUAUUCAAAAGGAAACAAGGCAGGGCUUCUAUUUCAACUCAGUGAUUUAUUAUCAAUCCAAUGUUACCAUGUCUUUAAAGCGAGACUUUGCAACUUUUGAACGGCUAAAUCCUUCUUUUGCAAACGAAAAGUUGAACUCAUAAUGUCAGCCAACUUGACAGAUAUGCACCGUGUAACUGAUAUCACUAAGUCAGUUUGCUAGUAUUAUUUCUCUAGUUGUGCUGAAACUAAACUUUAGAAUGUUAGUAUAACAAGGGCGGCAAGGCUUCUGUGGUCCCAGAUGCUUAAACUGUACGAGAAGAGUUUCAGGAGGCCAUUUCAACGACUAUUGGUAAGCCUCAAAGAGAUUCUGCCAACCGUCAGAUGGCGCUGGAGGGCGAGGGAAGGCUCGGCUCAGGCUGUUUUCAGAUAUAUUCAAAUAUCAAAAAGAAAACCUUAUACCAUGUAACUGGAAAGACAACUCCAACUCGUUGACAAACCUCAGGUCCAGGAGAAAACCGGGCAAAAUCCAUCCUCGUUGUGGAACAUUGGACUUGCUCUCUACCCUUGCAGAAACUCUUGGCCUCCCCCGCAAGUCUAUUGAUGUUGUGUGGAUUUGGAGAAGCCUGCUGGCCAUUGCCACUGGGGUAUUGUAUCUUGUAUGGGUUAGAGAGGCAAUUUGUACAUGCGAUUCCGUCCUGUUAUGGCCUAAGUGAGCACUGAUCGGUUCUUAACGGGCACUGGGCUUUGCCAGAUUUUGGUCCACUUCAGUUUGUGAUAGUCAUGAGCACGGCCCAGAUGUCAGUCGUUGGAGACCAUGUUUCUCAACUGGAAAAUGGUGGUUAUUGCCCAAAUUUAAAGAUGAUAGGUAUAUUGUACUCUUUCAAAUCAGUGAAAAUAUGAUGCAGUCUUAUUGGCAGAUGGGGUCCAUGUCAGCAGUAAUGCAGAAAUAGAAUCCGAUUGUUGUGAAGACGAGUUAGAUGCUCUCCAGUAAACAGUUGAUCUACUUUUCAACCCUCACCUUUAGUCACUAGCUUUGGAUAAUCACCGAUAGAAUGAGAUGACGAACUCAAAUCACCAAACUUGCAGGGUGGUUGGGUUCAAAAUUCUAGCAACAUUAGCCUGCUGCCACCCUGAACCAUACCCAGAACAGCUGUGAAAAAUGGAUGGUGUAUGGGUGCACAUCUGUAAAACAAUAAUCAAAACACAUUGUAAGUCGCUUUGGAUAAAAGCGUCAGCUAAUUACAUGUAAUGUAAUUGCAUGUGUCAUUCUCCUGUAGUUGAUGCUUGUGGCCAGAGGGGUCACUGUUCUUCAAAAGUUACGCAGUCUUGCCUUAAUUCACUCAAUAAGAUUAUUACUCAAGGUGAAAACAAUCUACAAUAUUUCCUGCUGUUUCCGGAAGACAGGGACCAUUUGUCUGCAUUGAAUAUUAUAAAUACAUGCAGAUUAGGAGGUAAUGUUGAAUCACCCCAACUUCAGCCACAGGAUUAAAAUUAAGAUUACUGUAUUUCAAAAUAAUAUGUUUUUAAAUAUGUCCCACAGAAAUGUUAUAUAUAUAUAUAUAUAAAUAUAAGACGUUGCUAUUUAUUAUAUUGCUACCCUCCAUCAAUAAUGUUCCGCAUUCACAAUGACAUUUCCAUCUUUUUAAAGAUGUUCUACUUAAAGUACUGUAGGUCUAUGACUCACAACAUGCUGCUAAUACCUGCACAACUGAAAUGCUGUAUAAAGUAGUUCAUGUUUAUAUUUUAUUUAAUAGCAAGUUCUGCAUUUGCUACGUGAGAAGAAAAAAAGAAAUCAGAGGAAGUGUACUUGAAUCAGCAUUUCCUAAGUACUGUUGGGGCCUAAUGAGUCAGAGCCAGCAGGGACAUUUACAAGAUAACUUCCUCUGUGAUGGUUUAUUUUACACUUUUCUGUGUAAUGAGAUGAGAGUUAGUGCGCGCGCUUUGGAAUUUUUCCAUUUCCGUGGCAGUGAGUUAUGUUCGGCAGUCCAGUAUUCUGUGAGUGUACAACAAGGCGUCAUGUUACUUCUCGUUAGACAGCAAUGUACAGAUUACAUGUGUUGGGAGUGUCGCCACACUCACACACAGCAAUGUCAGAUUCUCUUUUUUUAACCCACUUGACCUCUUAGUUUAACACAAUGUAUGAAUUUGAGUUUCAUUGAAUGGACAUAUCGACUGAUGAUAUUCAUGUGACUGCUUCCUGUGUAGAGAAGUUCAGAGGGUCAUUUUUUCCUCUGUUUUGUUUCCUUUUGAAUAAACUGCGUGGGGCAUCAUAGGUCUUUAUGCUAUACUUGACUCAGUUAUACCAGCAUCCCAUGUAGACCUAAAUCAAAUUGUAGAUUGCUAUUUUCUAGCAUGUUUCAAACCUAAAACCACAUUAAAGGUAUUUGGAGCUGCUGGUCAGUCUAAGUACUUUAAUUCUGUAAAAUAAAUGUGAUUAUGCCUCUGUGAAAACAGACUUUAUACAAAUUGCUCUCUGAGUUGAUUUCAUUUCAAGUGAUAUAAAUUCCCAAAACAUAAGACACGGUUUGGCUCUUUUGAGCAAGUUGAUGCUCGAGCAUUUAAUGCAUUUCAGAAGACAUUUGUACUUUAAUAUAUACAUUUAAUUCAAAACACUUAUUUAUGAUAUACAACAACAUUAUUAUAAUAAUUCUUUAUAAUUGAUGAACACAUGUUUCCUCGAGGUAGUUGUGCAAAGCAAACAAUUAUUUAUUCAGCGAUAAUGAGUCGGACGUUUCCAAAGGAAAGGAAACUAUGAACAAGGUAGAAUUGAGAGGUAUGAUUUUCUAUUCAUAAAAAGAUAAAUAAUAUAAAUUGUAAAACAGCUCUUCUAAUGUUGUCAAAAACAUAUAAACCUUUCUCCCAAAUGCCGUUCAUUUGUUUCUUGAAAGACUUCUAUCUAUAAAUAAAAAUGCACUUAAUGCACUUGGAUUGCCACCCAGCAACCAAUGACUGUAAAACAUCGGUAAAAGAGUCCUAUAUGGACUUGUUCAUUGUAAAUGAAUCAUUCUUUAUUUUUCCAGAUGAAAUAUCGCCCAAAGAUGCACUGUAAAAUUGGUAUAUGUUUUAUUUUAGAAAUUAUUCCACGUCCCUCAACAAACCUGCUGAUUUUGAGGUUGAAUGUAUGAAACUGACAGUAUCAAAGCUUGCUUUUGUUUGAGGAAAGAGGUUAAACGGAAGGUGAGAUGGUCUGAGAUAAGUGAAUGUAAGUGAAUGUUCAAAGAAAAGGGGCAUAUGUUUGAAUAAAAUGGCUUAAAUGGCUGUACUGUGAUAUAUGUAUUUCAUGCCUAAUGUCAACUAUGAUGAAAAAAACAGAGGUCAGAAUGACGGAGGAGAGACGCCUUGAAAGGAGAUGUGAGUGCCGCGUUUCCACUUAGGAGCUUGAAAGUGAUAAAAUGAAGAAUGAGUGUAUUGUAGUCGCACAGCAUUCACAUGUUUGCAGUAGAUUCAGAAUCAAGCUACUGAACACGUAUGUAUCCAUGAAUUUAAAUCACUUUAAGGUCAAGUUGUGGUUGAAUGAAAUGCAUUUUCUGCUCUUUGUAUCUUAAGUGACUCUUGAAAACAAAUACUAAUACAAGCAUUAGUUGCAACAUGCUAUUUGUAAACCCCUUAUAAAAUGUAAAUGUAUAAGAAAAUGGUACCAAAAACACAAUACAUUUUAAGACAUUGAAUUGUAAACAUGUUAUUGUGUUACCUUAAAGAACUAACGGCCUGACUGCAAAAACUGGUUAAAAUAAUAAACAACCUUCCUCCUUAAACAUGUUUUUGUAUUUUUACUUUUGUAUUUAUUUAUUACUUCUCAACACAAGCAGCCACUUUCAUUUUGUAAUACUCUGUGCGACUUAUUGGGACUUUAUUUCCUUCUCUCUACCUGACAUGAUUAUUGUGACUUUCUACAGCGUCCAAUAAACUGUCUCCAUUAAAAACCUGGAGGAAAAGUGAAUCAAAUUGAUUUAUGCCAACAGAAGAGCACUUGUGGCAUCUGCCAGCGUGCAAGGUUGGCUUUCUGAUGACACUGUAACAUCACCCGGGCCGAGGCUUAAGUUCAACCUGACAGUUUGCUGCUGUGUUUACUCGGUUGCCG
This is a messenger RNA of Pungitius pungitius (ninespine stickleback), 8681 nucleotides long. RefSeq lists its product as uncharacterized. The record is from RefSeq and is a predicted model, not a curated record. The coding region runs from base 45 to 4289 and encodes 1414 amino acids. NCBI's taxonomy places the organism in Eukaryota, Metazoa, Chordata, Actinopteri, Perciformes, Gasterosteidae. The transcript has 2 exons.